Messenger RNA from Colletotrichum truncatum, 852 nucleotides. RefSeq lists its product as uncharacterized. NCBI's taxonomy places the organism in Eukaryota, Fungi, Ascomycota, Sordariomycetes, Glomerellales, Glomerellaceae. The record is from RefSeq and is a predicted model, not a curated record.
AUGGCAGACAGAAUCUGUCGCGUUGUUGAUCCUGACGGCGACGUUCUCCUCGUCCUCAACAAUCCAUGCGCACCAUUUGCAAUCUGGACGGAAAGCGAUUACUCCAACAUACAAGAGAUCAAUGGAUGUGAACCUUUACUUGAGGACAUUCUCUCGAUAAGAUCUCCAAUGUCACCACUUCCAGUAGAAGAUGCUACAAUGGUACCUAUUUCAGAAGAACCUGCAGUAGAAGAUUCCCCUCAGGACGAAAAUCCAGGGGUAUCAUUCUCACCGCAACCCGUCGACGCCGAAAUUACCCUCCUAGAACCUGUUACACCAGAACCUGCUCUGACGGAGCCGUUCAUCGAUGAACCUGCAGCCAACGAAUUCAUGAUCAAUGAAUUUGUUCUUUCUUCAAAGCACCUCAUUUUGGCAUCAGGAUAUUUCAGGGCAAAACUCAGUGGUCCCUGGAAGGAGGCUUCUACUCGCGGCGUCGAUGGCCGGUAUCACGUUGAAGCUUCGGACUGGGAUGACCAAGCCCUUCUUCUAGUCAUGCGUGUCUUACACGGGAAGAACAGCAAAAUACCCCGUCGCAUAAGUCUAGAGUUGCUGGCGAAGAUCGCAGUAUUGGUUGAUUACUAUGACUGCUUUGAGGCGACAGAGAUCAUCUCGAGUAUUUGGAUUGAUGCUCUCAGAAAUGAAAUUCCUUCAGAACUCAAUCGGGAGUUGGUUCUGUGGUUGCUGAUUUCAAAGGUCUUUCAUCAAUCAGAGAUAAUUCUUCAAGUCACAAAGACAGCUAUCGGACGGAGUUUGGGCUUGAUGCCUGCGCUCGGCCUACCCAUUCCUUCGGAAACACUUGACAAGAAGCAAUAG